AUGUCCCGUCCUCCUCCUUCGGCUCUGCAACCUCCGACUGCUGCCAAUCCUCCCUCGACCACUUGGGCCAUGACGGAAACUCAGAAUCCUCCGCAUUUCCAGCCAGUCUUCCACGAUGAUCCGUACCGCCGCACGCUGCCUCCAUUAUCUUCAUUGACACAGGAGCCGCCUCAUCCAAGGCCCGAUUUGCAUCUGCAAAUCACCCAAGCGCAACUACCUAGCAUACAUCCUAGCCCGUAUGCGCCGCGUGAGAGUCCUCUGCACUCACUUCGGCCCUACACUGCUCAAUCCUAUCCAAACGAGAGACCAGCACCUCCUAGUCACUACCAGCCGCCAGCCUUUUCAUCUUCGCACUACGGAGCUGCCGUAUCUCCACGCAGUGAGUAUGUUCCCGUGUCGCGACAACGGACCACGAGCGACUCGCGAUAUCGAUCGGACGACCCCCGGCAUCUGCAUGUAGAUUCUCAUUUUGUUUCGCCCGUAGAAAGGAAGGCUCCUGGUUUCCCUUCUGCCCUGCCAUCACCAAGCUAUUCGUCGCAGUACAAUUCGGCCAACAAUACGAUUCGAAAUUCGUUUAGUUCGCAUGCAAGCUCAGCACCCUCGACUACGGGACCGCCCGCUGUUCAUUCGGAGCCUCGCCCUCCUACGGCUCGACCUGCACCGCGAACAGCUACUGGACCAGCAACACGGCCAGCUCACUCUACUCCGGAUCCAAGUAGUUCAUACGAUUACAAGCUGGUGGUUCGACAGCAACCACUUGCGGCUCGCGCUUGUGGGUUUGGGGAACGUGACCGCAGGGUUAUCGAUCCUCCACCGAUCAUACAGCUUCAAGUGACUGACAAGAACACUGGAAUUCCUGUGGACGACGAGCUCCGCUACGGUUUGCAUGUUUUACAUUGCGCACUCUGGGAUCCUCAAGGCGAACGAGAGCAAACAUCACUACUACAGGAUCAGAAGCGGCCAACUAGAAGACUGAUGGGUCAGCUCGUCGCCUCACCGUCCGUCGCGAAAGACGAGCACGACGUAGAGGGCUGUUUCUUCUGCUUUCCAGAUCUUUCGUGCCGGACGCAUGGACAGUACACGCUGCGAUUCGUCCUCAUGAGGAUCGAUCCUGCAAAUCUUGAAGUUGGCACUUUCUUUCCGGUCUUGACUGAGGUGCUCAGUGACGUGUUCACAGUCUACACAGCCAAGGACUUCCCCGGAAUGCGCUCCAGUAGCGCCUUGACGAGAGCCUUGAAACUUCAGGGGUGUAACAUCCAGGUCAAGAAAGGCAACGACAAAGCGAUAGCACGAAAACGAGCGCCGAAUAGUAGUGACGACGAUGAUGGAGAGGAAGGCAAGCGACGACGCAAGGGUUGGUGA
Messenger RNA from Pseudovirgaria hyperparasitica, 1362 nucleotides. RefSeq lists its product as uncharacterized. The record is from RefSeq and is a predicted model, not a curated record. Lineage: Eukaryota; Fungi; Ascomycota; Dothideomycetes; Acrospermales; Acrospermaceae. The transcript is spliced from 2 exons. Bases 1 to 1362 code for a protein of 453 amino acids.